Messenger RNA from Anarrhichthys ocellatus (wolf-eel), 1004 nucleotides. It is a transcript of the gene pthlha, whose product is annotated as parathyroid hormone-like hormone a. Gene Ontology annotation, cellular component: extracellular region. Bases 206 to 835 code for a protein of 209 amino acids. The record is from RefSeq and is a predicted model, not a curated record. NCBI's taxonomy places the organism in Eukaryota, Metazoa, Chordata, Actinopteri, Perciformes, Anarhichadidae. The transcript has 4 exons. Gene Ontology annotation, biological process: bone mineralization. Gene Ontology annotation, molecular function: hormone activity.
CACCUGGAGGACGUCUUCUUCUUCUUCUGCUCACUCUGAGGAACAUAAAGAAACACCUGGAGCUGCUGGAUGACUGUUUUUUAAAUAUUUUACCUGAGGUGCGAUCACCUGGAUUGUGUCUUUAUUUGGGAAAGUUUGAAAAAAAAGGUCAAAAGUGAAUUAUCUGUUUUUACCGUGUGGGUGAGACGCUGCUGAGGGAAACACCAUGUUCUGCUCCAGGAGAACCCUCCAGCAGUGGUGCUUCGCCGUCUUCCUGCUCUGCUCUCCGGUUCCUCACUUCGGACGUCCCAUCGACGCCCUGAGCAGCAGAAUAAGGCGCUCAGUGACUCACGCUCAGCUGAUGCACGACAAAGGCCGGACGCUGCAGGACUUUAAGCGUCGCAUGUGGCUGCAGGAGCUUUUGGACGAAGUCCACACGGCCGAGAUCCGAGACCUCCCGGUCCGGACCGCCGGUGGAGGAGGGAGCAGCAGCGGCACCGGCGUUGGGCUGCCGGGGGUCGGUCUGGGGGUCAACCCGAGCACCACCGGAACCACCAGCAGCACCCUGCACUCCAAACCACCUGGAGGAACCAAGAACCUGCCCAUCAGCUUCAGGCUGGAGGAGGAGGAGGGAACCAACCUGCCACAGGAGACCAACAAGUCUCAGACCUACAAGGACGGCACGCUGAAAGCUCCCGGCAAGAAGAAGAAGAAAGGGAGGUCUGGGAAGAGGAGGGAGGGAGACAAGAGGAAGAGGAGGGCCCGGUCGCUGGGCUGGAGGCUGGAGGAGGAAACAGGAAGUGGACUCCUCCUGGAGUGGAGGUCUCUGCUGGGCCUGCAGAGGGCGCUGCUUUAAGACGCUGUCAGUCUCUGACAAAGAACAUUCGGACAGUCGGACUCCUAAAUGAUCUCAUUACAGUCGUCUGUAACUGAGAUCGUUUGGAAAGAAAGUGGAAAAUAUUUAUUGUCUGUAAAUAUUCUAAAUAUAGCAGAAUAGAAAGCAGAAUAUGAUAAAAAAAAAAAGA